AUGAGCUCGUUCGCGGCAAAGCGCAAGGCGCGCGUCAUAAAAGUCGCCGAUGAUGGUGAGGCAGAAGGCGCGUCUGCCCCGACAGAAACUGGCAGCGCGGGAGAGGAACCUCUAAAACAAUCUUCCGGGGCAAAGUUUGCACGCAAACCUUUUCGCCAGUCGGGUCUGCGCAAGAGCUUUAAUCCUGCCGACGACGACACCCCAAGCACCGGUGGCGAUGAAGCCAAGGACGACGAGGACGACGGGCCGGUAGUGGUGCGGCCCAGCAUCGGACGAGCCGGGUCCAAACACAAAAAGAAGAUCCCAAAACCGAGGAUCUCUUUCGGCGGCGACGCGGGCGACGCCGAAAAUGGAGACGCCGAGGAGCCGAGCACGCCGAAAAAGGCGCCUCUGGGGUUGAAAGCCAUGGAGAAUAGCGCGGCCAAGCGCGGCGUUCCCCUACGAGGGCUCCCGACACGCUCCUUGCACGACGAUGACGACCGGCCAAAGUACAGCAAGGAAUACCUGAGCGAGCUGCAGUCGUCUACCCCGAACACGCCCCGCGACAUCUCGACGCUGCACAUUGGCGACGCCGACGAGAUGGAGCUGGAUGCCAGCGAGCUGGAAGGCGCACUGGUCGUCGACUCUCCAGUGCCGUCGCCUCAGCCCACGACGCAGAUUCUUUCCGAAGCUGAAAUACGCGAGAAGAAGGAGCGGCGGGCUCGGCUGGCCAAGGAACAGGGGUUUCUCUCCGUUGAGGAUGACGACGAGGAGGACCGCUUCGGGAAGAAAAAGGACGACACCCGGCUGCAGCGCGAGGACGAGGACCUGGGCGAGGGCUUCGAUGAAUACGUCGAGGACGGCGGCCUGUCGCUCGGCAAGCGCGCCACGAAGGAGAGGCGGAAGAAGGAGCGCCAGCAGAUGGCCGAGCUGAUAUCCGCCGCAGAAGGGCACACGUCAGACUCAUCAUCAGACAGCGAUGCCGAACGGCGGAUCGCCUACGAGUCGGCUCAAACAAGAGCAGGCCUUGACGGACUGAAGAAGCCCACGAAGAACGCCACCGACGACCUGCUAAAGGUGCCGCCCAAGAUCACACCGCUGCCAAGCCUGACAGAGUGCAUAGCCAAGCUACAGGCCACCCUGAAAAGCAUGGAACAGGAUAUCCAGACCAAGAACGCGAGGGUCGAACAGCUGCGCAAGGAGAAGCAGGAAAUCAUGGCGCGCGAGGCCGAGGUCCAGGCGUUGCUGGACGAAACGGGGCGCAAGUACCAGGAGGCCAUGGGCAAGGGCGCUACGGAGGCUGCGCCGACUGCAGCGGGGACGACGCAGGCUACGUUGGAGCUUGGCGGGGAACGAGGGCUGGAGAGCUUGGGCACGACGCCGCGGCGUGCGGAUCAAGAGGAUGUUGACAUGUUGUGA
Purpureocillium lilacinum is the source of this 1398-nucleotide messenger RNA. RefSeq lists its product as uncharacterized. Gene Ontology annotation, cellular component: U2-type post-mRNA release spliceosomal complex. Gene Ontology annotation, biological process: spliceosomal complex disassembly. Lineage: Eukaryota; Fungi; Ascomycota; Sordariomycetes; Hypocreales; Ophiocordycipitaceae. The record is from RefSeq and is a predicted model, not a curated record.